Molecule: messenger RNA, 1214 nt
Organism: Vigna angularis (adzuki bean)
Lineage: Eukaryota; Viridiplantae; Streptophyta; Magnoliopsida; Fabales; Fabaceae
Exons: 6
Coding region: 177-1073 (298 amino acids)
Biological process (GO): biosynthetic process
Cellular component (GO): cytoplasm
Molecular function (GO): isomerase activity
Source: RefSeq, a predicted model, not a curated record
CAACAUCUACAAAAAUUCACGAAAGAAUUCAAAUUCCACUUUUCAUCCCUCGGUCUGCCCUGGGGAGUCUCUUCCUCCUCUGGACAAGUUUCUACCUCUCAUAGAGUGUGUUUCUCUAUUCUCUAACAGCUCGGAGUUGAGUCAUAUCGAUUCUCUUUUCUAAGAUUAUCGGUUCUAUGACAAAGAAACCUGUUAAAUACUUUGUGGUGGACGCGUUCACCGAGUCGGCGUUCAAGGGGAACCCUGCCGCAGUGUGUUUGUUGGAAGAAGAGAGGGAGGAAUCAUGGAUGCAAAGCCUAGCAACUGAGUUCAAUCUCUCUGAGACAUGCUACUUGACACGGAUUGCAGACUCCGACAGAUCUGAUAUCUCGUCCAUUGAACCCUCAAAUGAUCGUUUCCACCUCAGAUGGUUCACUCCCACUACAGAGGUUGAACUAUGCGGCCAUGCCACUUUAGCAUCUGCACAUGUUCUUUUUUCAUGUGGUUUGGUGAAGUCCAAUAUUAUUGAAUUUUUCACUCUGUCUGGAGUUCUAACUGCCAAAAAGGUCCCAGGGAUCAAUGAAUCAGGCGCCCCAGAUGAUGGGAUUUUCGUUGAAUUGGAUUUCCCUGCUGAUACAGUUGCUGAGUUCAAUGGUGCUGACAUUUCACAAAUUUCUGCCGCUUUGAAUGGUGCCCAUAUUAUUGAUGUAAAGAGGACAACCAUUGGAGAUAACCUCUUGGUUGAACUUGCUUCAGGAAAAGAAGUUGUAGAACUACAGCCAGAUAUUGGUGCAAUAGAAAAAUGCCCUGGAGGAGGCAUCCUGGUUACAGGGACUGCUUCUCCAGAGUCUGGAUUUGAUUAUUAUUGUCGAACUUUCUUUCCCAAAUUUGGAAUCAAUGAGGAUCCUAUCACUGGAAGUGCACAAUGUGCCUUGGCACCUUACUGGGCCAAAAAACUGGGGAGAUGUGAUCUCAGUGCUUAUGCGGCAUCAUCGAGAAGUGGAGUUGUUCAUGUUCAUUUUGAUGAGCAGAGCAAAAGGAUAUUGAUGCGAGGAAAUGCAGUAACUGUCAUGGAUGGGAGUGUUCUGAUUUGAAUUCCAAGGUUAUUUGAACAUUGCAAAGAAAAAUAGACCCAGAAACUGUAACUGAGUUAAUAGUCAGGAAUUGGAUUUUUAUACCUGAGAUUUGUAAUCUCAGGUUGAUGAUUUAUUUAAAUUGGAUAAAUACUUUUGUGA